AUGCUUAUAAGAAACAAGACAAUGAAAGUAUUUUCAUUGUGUCCAUACAUUCAAGGAACCAUAUACAUGAGAGAGGGAUUGUUGAUUACGCUAGCGGCCGCUGCUUUUGCAGCACCCAAAGGAUAUGACUUGGGUGUGCCAUCAGGAGCAGGGUUGUCUUCUGAAACGGAAUUUUCAGCAGGUCCUAGCUCAACUGAAACCGAUCUUAGUAGUAGGGAGAAUACCAUUAGCGGUUGCGGAGAUGGUAAAAUUCUACAUGUAGAUGGUACUUGCGUAGUCCCCGAAAUCACAAGAAAUGUUUACUUGUUUAACGUUCCUGAACAGGAACAGGCUGCCGGCCCAACACCUAGUAUUCCUCCCCCGGCAGUAGAGCACAAUAUCCUCUUCGUACGCCUUCCUGAGGAGCAACCAGCACCUGAGCCUAUCGUCCUUCCUUCACCAAGACAGAAUUACAUUAUUUAUGUACUCAACAAGCAGGAUGAACAAGUUCAGCGAGUGAUUGAAGUACCAGCUCAGCCACAGACUGAUCCUGAGAUUUACUUCGUCAACUACCAAGAUGGAGAAAACCCAAUCCUUCCCCUUGGAGUAGAUCUUGAGACAGCACUUAGUUCUGCUGCAGCAGCUGGCGGUCAAGUCCUUGGAGGUCUUGAAGGUGAAGUAUUUAGUGGCACUGAUGGUACCUUCGAAGAAGCUGGAAUUGAUGGUGCCGUCGGAGUUUCAGCAGAACACGGAGGACACGUUUUCGGAAGUGUAAAUGGCGCUAAUGGAGUUAAUGGAGCCGGCGAUGGCUUGGGUGUUAAUGGAGGUUCAGGAAUCAGUUCAUCUGGACUUUACACAACGCCUUAA
This is a messenger RNA of Penaeus indicus, 846 nucleotides long. RefSeq lists its product as uncharacterized. The record is from RefSeq and is a predicted model, not a curated record. NCBI's taxonomy places the organism in Eukaryota, Metazoa, Arthropoda, Malacostraca, Decapoda, Penaeidae. The coding region runs from base 1 to 846 and encodes 281 amino acids. The transcript is spliced from 2 exons.